Molecule: messenger RNA, 714 nt
Organism: Bemisia tabaci
Lineage: Eukaryota; Metazoa; Arthropoda; Insecta; Hemiptera; Aleyrodidae
Source: RefSeq, a predicted model, not a curated record
GCUUCAGUUAAAGCAGACGGUCUACCAGGAAUUCCGGGACUGCCAGGACGAGAAGGCCCAAAAGGAGAACAAGGAUACCCGGGGCCUCCGGGAAUACCGGGACUACCAGGCCCUCCAGGGUUGCCCGGUGGAUCGCUCGGUAAGUCCGGUUCAGCGGACCUCCCCGGCGCACCAGGAAUGCCAGGAAUGCCAGGACGGCCAGGAAUGCCAGGACCACCAGGAUUCUCGGGUGCAAAAGGAGAUAUGGGUUUUCCUGGUCCCGCAGGACCUAAAGGGGAGCCUGGAGAUUGCUGUACUUCUGAAGGUCAAAAGACUUCCGUACGCGAAAAACGUGCCAUGUAUCUACGUCCUUAUGGUGGUGCACAAGGAAUGAAAGGGGACAAAGGAGAUCAAGGACCAAUCGGUGAACCUGGCCAUUGUGAUGUAAGGGUCAUAAAAUCUGUCAAUUUAGAUGAUGAGGCAAAACAAAUCGUGAGUAUUAUUUCAGAUUAUGUCAUAUCUAGGGACAUCAAAGCACAAGCGUGAAUUUUCAAGUAGAUUUACUUGUUUCAUAUAACGAGAAUGAUCAAUGCCUGCAUGUAAAAAGUAAACAAUUUUUGAAGUGGGCAUACUUUUAGCUUCAACUAAGCUAGCUUUGAGAAGAUUUUGCAUCAGGGAACAGAUAUCAAUUAAAAUUCAUAUAAGAAAGACUCGAAUACAAAUCAUUUUAAUUGA